AUGGAGUCUCCUCUGGAGCAAAAUGGGAAAUCCUCCAACUGGUUCUUUGAUUAUACAUUACUUGAUGAUAUUCCUGUCCCCGGCGACGACCUCCCUCCUCUUGAAGCUACCACCUUUCGCUGGACCCAACCCCAUAACGAUUUCGUCCCUCCUAACCCUCUCAGUGUGGAAUUUGAUGACUCGUUCGGAAAUUCUGAUGGUUUGAAGGAGUUGGGCUCGAGGAAGAGGAUGAGGUCUGGAACUUGUAGUGGAUCUGAUUCCAAAGCCCACAAGGAGAAAAUCCGUAGGGACAAGUUGAACGACAGGUUCCAAGAAUUAAGUUCUAUCCUAGAACCUGGAAGGCCACCUAAAAUGGAUAAGGCUGUCAUAUUGAGUGAUGCUGUUCACGCGGUGAUUCAAAUGCGGGAAGAAGCCCAGAUGCUGAAAGAAUCAUACGAAAGUUUGCAAGAGAAGGUUAAUGAACUGAAGGCCGAGAAAAAUGAGCUCCGAGGCGAGAAGUUGAAGCUGAAAACAGAGAAAGAGAAACUUGAGCUACAGGUGAAAGCAUUGAACACCCCGCCAACAGGGUUUUUACCUCGCCCCCAUCCAAUUCCCAUGCCAUUUGCAGCCUCACCUCCAGUUGUUGGCAGCAAGUUGGUGCCGUUUGUUGGAUACCCUGGAAUUCCAAUGUGGCGAUUCAUGCCACCUACUGCUAUUGAUUCUUCAGAGGAUGAAGCUCUUCCCCCAGUUGCUUGA
This is a messenger RNA of Fraxinus pennsylvanica, 735 nucleotides long. Lineage: Eukaryota; Viridiplantae; Streptophyta; Magnoliopsida; Lamiales; Oleaceae. The record is from the annotation of a GenBank genome assembly.